CUAGAAGAAAGCUUUUGAAAAUUAAAUUGAACAGGUCUUUGAACUUGAACGUUCAUCCCUCUUCAUCCUCAGUUCGUGCCACUUAUUUUGCAAGCAGCAGCCUAGGCUACGGUGAACGGUCUCGAGAGAGAAGCUUUGAGCGGUUUGUGCAGGCCACUCUGGUUGGCAUGUCCUAGAAGCUAGAGUUUUGUGUGUGUUCAGUGCGAUGGCGAAACCUGGUGGAUACAUGGAUCCACUGGCCGCUGUUUUCUCUGAAGACGAUUCUGACGAUGAGCCGUUGGAAACCACAACCACCGGCAGAGACGCAGCGUCUGCUGCAACAGCUGCUGUUGAUGCGGCUCCGGCAACUGGCUCCAAGGAGAGCAUUAAUUACGAAGACCUCGAGCGGAACGGUUUCAAAGGUGGCCCAAGCAUUCUAUUCGUACCCCACACGAAGUCUGGGGCUGGCCCUGCUGAUUACUCUUGGUCGAAAGGGGAGAAAAGGAAAGCAGAGAGCGACGCCGAGGACAGGGAAGCUCGCGCGCAAACUGGUGCGGCGGCCAAUCAAAGCACGAACGAGGCUGCCGCACAAGCUCUUGCUUUUAACGCCAUGGCCAAGAAGCAACGGCAAGACGCAGCGGCUGAGCGGCGAGAGCUUUCAGUUGCCCAAAAGGAGAAGCGGAAACGAGACCUUGGGCAGGCAAGUAGAGGUAAAAACUAUGUUGAGGAAGAGAAAAGGGCGCUACGCAACAGUGGGGUGUACUCAGGGUUUGACUGAGCUCAUCGGAGCUUGAUUGCGAAUCAGGGGCUAAAGAAUUACUCUGGUGGAUUUUUUUCAGUUGCCAUCCAUGAUAAAAUCCCCUCCAUUUGACUGAAAGUGUGACAGGAGUCUAAUCUGCACUAAUCCUUCAUAUCAGAAAAGUCUAUGUUGAGACCAACUUGUCAGGCCGAUCGCAAUGUCUGCUUUCGAUGUACGAACAUAUCAGGGGACUCUUUGAAUUGAUGUACUACGGCGCGGCCUUAGAUGUGAUAACUGCCCGCCUGAAGCGUGUAUCGGUCAUUAUUUGAAUCCCUUCAAAC
Messenger RNA from Klebsormidium nitens, 1059 nucleotides. NCBI's taxonomy places the organism in Eukaryota, Viridiplantae, Streptophyta, Klebsormidiophyceae, Klebsormidiales, Klebsormidiaceae. The record is from the annotation of a GenBank genome assembly.